Messenger RNA from Elephantulus edwardii (Cape elephant shrew), 1599 nucleotides. It is a transcript of the gene CHRM5, whose product is annotated as cholinergic receptor, muscarinic 5. Gene Ontology annotation, cellular component: plasma membrane; synapse; dendrite. The record is from RefSeq and is a predicted model, not a curated record. Bases 1 to 1599 code for a protein of 532 amino acids. The transcript has a single exon. NCBI's taxonomy places the organism in Eukaryota, Metazoa, Chordata, Mammalia, Macroscelidea, Macroscelididae. Gene Ontology annotation, biological process: gastric acid secretion; chemical synaptic transmission; G protein-coupled receptor signaling pathway, coupled to cyclic nucleotide second messenger. Gene Ontology annotation, molecular function: G protein-coupled acetylcholine receptor activity; G protein-coupled serotonin receptor activity.
AUGGAAGGGGACUCUUCCCACAAUGCAACCACUGUCAAUGGCACCCCAGUCCACCACCAGUCCUUCGAAAGCCACGGAUUGUGGGAAGUCAUCACCAUAGCUGUUGUAACUGCUGUGGUAAGCCUGAUCACCAUUGUGGGAAACGUCUUAGUCAUGAUCUCCUUCAAAGUCAACAGUCAGCUCAAGACAGUUAACAAUUACUACCUGCUCAGCUUGGCCUGUGCAGAUCUCAUCAUUGGGAUCUUUUCCAUGAACCUCUAUACCACCUACAUCCUCAUGGGUCGCUGGGCCCUUGGGAGUCUGGCGUGUGACCUAUGGCUUGCACUGGACUAUGUAGCCAGCAAUGCUUCUGUCAUGAACCUUCUGGUGAUCAGUUUUGACCGUUACUUUUCCAUCACAAGACCCCUGACAUAUCGGGCCAAACGUACCCCAAAGAGGGCUGGCAUUAUGAUUGGCUUGGCCUGGCUGAUCUCCUUCAUCCUCUGGGCCCCCGCAAUCCUCUGCUGGCAGUACUUGGUUGGCGAGCGGACAGUGCCCCCCGAUGAAUGCCAGAUUCAGUUCCUUUCUGAGCCAACCAUCACUUUCGGUACUGCUAUUGCUGCCUUCUACAUCCCUGUCUCCGUCAUGACUAUCCUUUACUGCCGAAUCUACCGGGAAACAGAGAAGCGAACCAAGGAUCUGGCUGACCUCCAGGGCUCUGACUCCGUGGCUGAAGCUGAGAAAAGAAGGGCCACUCAUAGGACUCUGCUCAGCUCCUGCUUUCACUGCCCUCAGCCCACGCUGGCCCAGAGGGAAAGGAACCAGGCCUCAUGGUCGUCCUCUCGCAGAAGCACCUCCAUCACUGGGAAGCCAUCCCAACCCACUGGCUCAAGCACCGACUGGACCAAAGCUGAGCAGCUCACCACCUGUAGCAGUUACCCUUCCUCAGAGGAUGAGGACAAGCCCACCACUGACCCUGUUUUCCAAGUGGUCUACAAGAGUCAGGUCAAGGAAAGCCCAAAGGAAGAAUUGAAUGCUGAAGAGGCCAGGGAAACAUUUAUGAAAACUCAAACCGAAAAAAAUGACUAUGACACCCAAAAAUACUUUCUGUCUCCAACUGCUGCUCACACACCCAAGAGUCAGAAAUGUGUGGCCUAUAAAUUCAGAUUGGUGGUAAAAGCUGAUGGGACCCAAGAGACCAACAAUGGCUGUCGCAAGGUGAAAAUCAUGCCCUGCUCUUUCCCUGUGUCCAAGGACUCUUCACCAAAAAGCCUUGACCCCAGCCUCAGCCAUCAAAUGACCAAACGGAAGAGAAUGGUCCUUGUAAAAGAGAGGAAAGCAGCCCAGACCUUGAGUGCCAUUCUUCUAGCCUUCAUCAUUACAUGGACCCCUUAUAAUAUCAUGGUCUUGGUCUCCACCUUCUGUGACAAGUGCGUCCCAGUCAGCCUGUGGCACUUGGGCUACUGGUUGUGUUAUGUCAACAGCACUGUCAACCCCAUUUGCUAUGCCCUCUGCAACAGAACCUUCAGGAAGACCUUCAAGAUGCUGCUUCUCUGCCGAUGGAAAAAGAAGAAAGUGGAAGAGAAGUUGUAUUGGCAGGGGAAUAGCAAGCUCCCAUGA